Molecule: messenger RNA, 6191 nt
Organism: Hippocampus comes (tiger tail seahorse)
Lineage: Eukaryota; Metazoa; Chordata; Actinopteri; Syngnathiformes; Syngnathidae
Gene: ube4a
Product: ubiquitination factor E4A (UFD2 homolog, yeast)
Exons: 20
Coding region: 229-3474 (1081 amino acids)
Biological process (GO): ERAD pathway; protein polyubiquitination; ubiquitin-dependent protein catabolic process
Cellular component (GO): nucleus; cytoplasm; ubiquitin ligase complex
Molecular function (GO): ubiquitin-ubiquitin ligase activity
Source: RefSeq, a predicted model, not a curated record
AAUACAAUGAGUAGAAUAAAGCCAAGGGUGAAAGGACACGGCUGAAAAGAAGAAGAAAAAAAAGAAAACCCGUCGUUGCCUCAUGUUGAUGACGUCUCAAUUUGUAUUUACUGGAGGACUGACAGAAUUCGUAGUGGUACAGGGAAGGAGAAUAUACCAUCAAAAAAGACACUUUGCAAGUCAGACAGGCUAUGAUCUUGGCUGGACUGAGUGUUGAGCCUCAGUGAGAUGACUGACCAGGGCAACAACAACAACCACAACAUCUCCUGCAACCCCUUCGCCGCCCUAUUCAGCUCGUUGGCUGAUGCCAAGCAGUUUGCGUCAGGCCAAAAGUCUGCACCGUUACCCACUGGACCGCCACAAGAUGACUCCGGGGAGAGCCAAUCAGAGUCUGAGAACUCUGUGUCGGACAGCAUCGACGACAAUGACGACUCUGUGGCAGAGAUAAGCCGAUCCUUCCGAUCCCGACAGGAACUGUGCGAGCAACUCAAUGUGAAUCACAUGAUCCAGCGUAUAUUUCUUAUCACCUUGGAUAACAGUGAUCCCAGUCUGAGAGCAGGCAAUGGGAUCCCCCCUCGCUGUGUUUACCUGGAGGAGAUGGCAGCUGAUCUGGAUGGACAGGAUUGGCUGGACAUGGACAACAUAGAGCAGGCACUUUUUAAUCGUCUGCUGCUGCUUGAACCAGGAAACCAUCUCAUCUACAUGACAUCAUGCAGUGCUGUGAACCUGUCAGCUGACCGUGACGCUGGAGAGAAAUGUGCCAUUCCAUACCUCUUUGCUUGUUAUCAAAGGGCAAAGGAAGAGGUGACCAAGGUGCCGGAGAAGUUAUUGCCAUUUUCCGUUCGUUGUAAGAAUCUGACAGUCUCAAACACGCGCACAGUUCUGCUCACCCCAGAAAUCUACGUCAACCAAAGUGUGUAUGAGCAACUUCUGGACCUGCUGCUGGACGCUUACAGUAGAGCACAGCCAGAGGAGGUGGUGGAGUUUGUUGAGGAGGUGAUUGCUGGCUUGCUCUCUGACCAAGAGGUGCGGACCUUCAAGGAGGUGAUAGUUCCAGUGCUUGAUAUCUUCCAGGGUCGAAUCAAAGACAUUGAUCUGUGUCAGCCCUUCUUCUACUUCUACCUUGAUGUACUUCUCUACUUCAGCUAUAAUAAAGAUAUUGCCAAGGUAUUGAUGGAGCACAUUCAGCCCAAAGAUCCGGCAAAUGGGUUGCUGUACCAAAAGAGCCUACUCGGAACUGUGUUGAAUGUGUCUUGCCUGCUGAAAACACCGGGAGUGGUAGAAGGACAUGGCUACUUCCUGAACCCAUCCCGUUCCAGCCCUCAGGAGACUAAAGUCCAGGAGGCGAACAUCCACCAGUUUAUGGGCCAGUUUCAUGAUAAGCUGCACCAAAUGUUUAAAUACUUGCUGCAGCGGUCGAGUGAGACGCGCCACCUGCUGCUGUCAUGGUUGGGCAACUGCCUGCACGCAAACGCUGGCCGGGCCAAGAUUUGGGCCAAUCAAAUGCCAGAGCUCUUCUUUCAGAUGUAUGCCUCAGAUGCAUUCUUCUUGAAUUUGGGCGCAGUGCUUCUGAAGCUGUGCCAGCCCUUCUGCCGGCCACGUUCAUCCAAAUUGCUCACAUUUAAUCCCACGUACUGCGCAGUCCGAGACCUAAGUGAAGAGGAGAGGUGCAUUCGCAAUGUGCAUGCGAGAGGUCUUGACAAGGAAACCUGUCUGACCCCCAUGCCCUCCCAGCCCACGCAGGAGCCUGCUGCAGAGUCCUACAGCCUACUGACAGAAAACCUCGUCCUCACCCAGCUCACCCUGCAUCUUGGCUUCCACAGACUCCAUGAACAGCUGGUCAAGAUGAACCAGUCUCUGCACAGGCUUCAGGUGACGUGCGAGGAGGCCCAUCGCACAGGAAACCCCAUGUCGGAGCAGCUCUUGGAGCAAUUUGAACGCCUGAUGAUUGUCUUCUUGUCAACCAAAGCUGCCACCACACAGCCCGCCAUGCUGCAAUGCUGCCUUAACCUCCAAGCAUCCACUGCUGCUCUGCUGGUGCAGUUUGCUUUGGGAAACCACGGCCAUGAACAUGUAGCACUUAGUUUUCCGCUGCCCACACUGCAAAACACCAUGCUUUGCUUUGUACCAGAAUUUUUUGUGGAGAACUUGGGAGAUUUUUUCAUCUUCCUUCGGCCAUUCGCUGAUGAUGUUUUGGAGACCUCUGCUGAGAGUCUUGAGCAGAUUCUUAACUUUAUCACUGUCUUCAUGGGUAAUGUAGAACGAAUGAAGAAUCCACAUUUAAGAGCAGAGCUAGCAGAGGUCUUAGAGGCGGUGAUGCCCCACAUACUGCCUCUGGCGCCCGGUACUCCUCAGCCAAUCGUCUUCCAGCGACAGAGAGUCUUCUGCUCUUACAAAUAUGCACCUCAGUUGGCCGAAGCCCUCAUCACUGUGUUUGUAGACAUUGAAUUUACAGGCGAUCCUCACCAGUUUGAACAGAAGUUCAAUUACAGAAGACCCAUGUAUCCUAUCCUCAAGUUCAUGUGGGGCGAAAAUAACUACAGAGAGAGUAUCAAGCAUUUGGCAGACUAUGCAUCCAAGAACCUCGAAGCCAUGAAUCCUCCUCUGUUCCUUAGGUUCCUCAACUUGCUGAUGAAUGAUGCCAUCUUCCUUUUAGAUGAGGCUAUUCAGUACCUGAGUAAAAUCAAGAUCCUGCAGCUGGAGCGGGAUCGAGGAGAGUGGAAUGACCUGGCCCCCGAUGCCCGAAGGGAAAGGGAGUCCAGCCUGCAGAUGUUUGGACAGCUGGGCCGCUUCCAUAACAUCAUGUCUAAUGAGACCAUCGGCACACUGGCCUUCCUCACUUCAGAGAUCAAAGGGAUCUUUGUGCACCCUUUCUUGGCUGAGAGGAUCAUCUCCAUGCUCAACUACUUUCUGCAGCACUUGGUAGGACCCAAAAUGGGUGCUCUUAAAGUGAAGGACUUCACUGAGUUUGACUUCAAGCCCCAGCAGCUUGUCUCUGACAUCUGCACCAUCUACCUUAACCUGGGAGAUGAGGAGAAUUUCUGUGCUACCGUUCCAAAGGAUGGACGUUCAUACUCCCCUACCCUCUUUUGCCAAACGGUGAGGGUACUGAAGAAAAUCAACAAGCCCGGGGAUAUGAUUGUGGCUUUUGGACUCCUUGCUGAUAAAAUAAAGUCCCAUGCAGAUCGACAGCAACAGGAGGAGGAGACUUACUCAGAGGCCCCAGAAGAGUUCCUGGAUCCUAUCAUGUCCACACUGAUGCUCGAUCCUGUUCUUCUUCCUUCUUCCAACGUCACAGUCGACCGCUCAACUAUAGCAAGGCAUCUCCUCAGUGACCAGACAGACCCGUUCAACCGCAGUCCUCUCACCAUGGACCAGAUAAGGCCAAACGAGGAGCUCAGACAACAGAUCUUACAAUGGCUGGAUAAGCAUAAGCAGGAGAGGCUGCAGCUGGGACCAAGUGACCAGACUUGAUCCGCUCGGUGCCUAACAAUGACUGCAUCCUUGUUUGCUUCCCUCUUCCACAUCUAGAGUGCCCCUCUGCCUUUUUUUUUUUUUUUUUUGGGUGGCUAAUCUGUGGUGUACUUGUCGCCGCAGAUUCCAGACUCCUGUCUCAUACUGCAUUUAAAUCCUAUUUAAUACAGCUCAGCCAGCAUGCAACAGAGCUGGUUGACUUGCUGUUUUUCUGUGCCAAUGGUAAACAUUUGCAUUAUGGGAGUGAUACGAUCUUGAGCAGGAGAGGAGAAUUACAGGACAGUGAAAAAGCAUUUGCCCCUUCUUGAUUUUGAUGUAUUUAUUUUUUUACAUAUUUAUCUCAUUUAAACGUUUCGUAUCGUCAUCAAGCCAAUUUUAACUUCUUUGGCCUGUCGCACACCUAGAGACGCAACUGAACGGGACAGUCGUAAACAAAGUGGUGACCAUUUGAAAAUGUGAACACUGGCAGAGGAAAUGCAGUGUUCCACAUUGAGAUUUAUCCAUUUCCUAAUCAUUUUGAGAAAUCAUGAACAUGAGUGUCAUCACAUAGUAAUUAUUCAUAAUAGCAUAUAAUAAUCAUUUUAUUCAGAGUAAUUUUAGCAAAAGUGUCAAACUGGUACUCCCUUGGAUUGAUCAAUACCCAAGAAGUAGUUGUCAAAUUCUGAAGUGUAGGUGACACCUGAUCUGCUGUAUUAGUUUUUACUGAACCAGAAACAACAUGGCACAAUUGUCAAGCAAGAAGUGGAUUUCCCUGGUCAGUGUAGCAGUUGUAUAAUACUACAAAGAGGAAAACCGGGUGAGAAAUAAAGGAGUGUGGAUAGUUUAGAGUGUGUUGGCAAUGAUUGCCACAUUUUGCUGACAGAGACUCUCCACGCUGCACUUUUUUAACCACAGGUAUUUUUUUCAAACAUAUAUAUAUAUAUUGGAUAUAUACAUAGAUGCAUACUGGAUAUACUCUAUUAAUAUGGCUUGGCAGCCCUCAACUGGAUCUCGCGUCUGACUCGGAAACAUAAUUUUUGUUGUGAAAGCUCAUGUGAUAUGACGUGGUGAUUUCAAUUGCCUGUUAGGUCUCCGAUGUUGCGACACUGUUCAUUUGCAAGUCAAAUUUUGAGUUGACGGUUGACCGCUCCUGAAAAUUACUAAAAGAAUCCUGCAUACUGCACGAUAGUUAAGUCACGUUGGGCUGCGUCACUUGUGCGGCGGCUUUUACAAAGAUAAAGUGAAUACCAAAUGCAGUUUGUAAAUGAUGAGGGUGAUGAAUCUAAUUGAGAUGCUGUGGUAUGAACUUAAUUAAAAACAGGCACUUCAAGCUUGAAAACUGGUGAAACAACUGUUGAUAUUACAUACCGGUAAAAUAUUUUUUUCAUACAAGAAGAAUGGCCCUCUGAGAAACUGAAAUGGUUCCCUAAAAGAAAAAGGAUUCCUCACCCCUGAAUUGAGUUUUGUGUUCGUUUGACAUUCACAUCACGAGUGUGGCCACUGAUCAUGUUCAAACCAGUUGUUGAAUAGUCUUAACACAUUUCCCAUCUGAACAAAAUUUUACACAGCAACACAAGCAUUUUGCGACGCUAACAUGACAGAAUGACAACAUUUAUUACUUGGGCUCCAACUACAAUGACUGAAGUAAUAUGCAGCACUUUUGGUUCAAGCUGCAUGCUAGAUGUAGAUAUAAACAGAACUUAAACUUUAAGGCAAAUCUAUUAAAACCUGUGAGGUAUUUAUUUACAGCCCUCGUUGUAUUUGUUGUGUAAGUUACAAUGACAGCGCCAUAAGCACACGCCAGCAUUUAAAGUUCCGACAUGAAAUAAAGAAUGUGUUCGUCUGUCAGACACUCAUUCAGGAAGUCUCGCUGGAAAAUCCACUAUGCAUAGCACAAUUACUGUUUUAAAUGUGAAUAACACAGGUCUAUAAAAAACAAAAAAAAAAACAAAUGACCAAUUAUACAAAUGUGAUUUUCUCUUUCAGAGGGGCUGAAUACAUGGGGCUGUCAUUGAUUCUGUUUACCCAAUGCAACAAAGAUUGGGGACAGGGGGUCAUUAUUAAUGUUUUAUAAUGUUCAAGAGAUGGCAAAGUUCCCAGGGAAGCAUUGACUUUCAAUUUAACAUAAUCAGUGUUGGGAUAAUACAUUCAAUAUAUUCCAAAACUAUGGGGUGCUAGAUGUUUUUUGUCCUUUUUUUUCCUUUCUAUCUUUUGUAACAAGUGUUUAUCAUGACACCAGAUCUCACCUCAAUUGCCCUUUAAAUCAUUAACAGCUAAGUGAUCGCAGAGAGUGUUUUUGCAAGGUUUUGAUAUUGUUUGCAUUAACAUGAAGCAACCGAAUUACACUUUUGGGACAUUUUAUUUCUUGUUAGAUAGAGAGCUGCAGAAAAUGUGCAAGGUGGGGGUCAAUUCAAUGAACGCAGGAUUAUCCUUUAAGAGAUUUUAAUAAAUAAAAGUUAUCAAAUGUGGCUGUGAUGAAGAAAAAAAUGUGAAGGAAGUAUGUGAUGAUUUGGCAUGCCUGUGCUUUAUGUUAAAGAUCUUAGGUGAAAAUAUAAUCCUAUAUUUUUGUUUUAUUGUAAAAUUUUACUUUGAGUAUACAGUAUGAUUAAAAAAAAUGGUCUUCUUUUUUGUGGCUACAUGCUCGUUUUUAUGUAAUUUACCAGUGCAUAAGAUGAGGUGGCCAUAUUUUGCUCAUUAAUGACUGCCUACAUAAAAAUAAAAUACAAUCGCAGACUCAU